CAAGUUGAGACAAUUUACGACCCAUGACUUUCCCUCCCAUUCACCCUCCUGCACGACUUCUCACGACUCACGAUAACCUGACAUGGCCUUUGGCGAUCAUUUUCAGAGAGGAUUCCCAUUCGUACUUGGGUUGAUCAUCUUCUUCAGUAUUAUUCAACUUGCUAUUUCCGCAUGGCUUACAUCCCGAUUCAAUGCACGCCAUGACUACUUCAAUAUUUCUGAACGAGAUCGUACUCGCUUCAUUCUCUUCGCAUCGAUAUGGACAACUGUUUUGUCUUCAUGUUACCUCUUGCUCUUCUUUACAUCCCAAUCCAGCGUGUUGAGCAGUGUGUUGUCCCUUAUGAUCUUCUUGGUCCUCACGUGGAUAUUCUGGACUGCUGGAGCAGCCAGCAUCACAGCCUCGCUUGGCGGGGGGCUUAACUGCAGCAACACCGUAUUCGUAUAUUGUGGCCAGCUAAACGCAAUGGAGGCGUUCGCCUGGAUUCUAUGGAUCCUUACUACAUUCCUUCUCAUCGUCGUGGCUAUCCGUGGAAUACUUUCCGCACGACGUGGUGAUGGUUUCCGAGGACAACUUUUCGCUUAACGCGCUUGAAUAGUGCACUACCUUUGUCACCUCUACUCUCCGUUUUUCUCCGUUCGCCUUUAUUAAUGCGACCCCCUUUACCUCUACAGACGAAACUGCGACGCCCCUCUUUGUAUCCAUCUAUAUUCGAUGUAUCGUGCACGAUUUUAACAUAGUACGAUUCUUGACUUGUGCUCAUGGACAUACAUAUUCUUAUCCCAGUCCCGUAUGUACUUGGAUAUGCUGUUAGCUAUACAGAGCAGCAUGACGUACACUGUCAAUAGCGCUCUAUCACAUUACUGGGAAUAGGUAGGGCAUUCCAUGAACAUGGUAAACAUUCGUCUGGUUUGUUCGGGCUGGUUGAAAUUAGGCUUGUGAAGUUACGUAAUCACGG
Molecule: messenger RNA, 956 nt
Organism: Pisolithus orientalis
Lineage: Eukaryota; Fungi; Basidiomycota; Agaricomycetes; Boletales; Pisolithaceae
Exons: 6
Coding region: 83-583 (166 amino acids)
Cellular component (GO): membrane
Source: RefSeq, a predicted model, not a curated record